This is a messenger RNA of Dicrocoelium dendriticum, 1068 nucleotides long. The record is from the annotation of a GenBank genome assembly. NCBI's taxonomy places the organism in Eukaryota, Metazoa, Platyhelminthes, Trematoda, Plagiorchiida, Dicrocoeliidae.
AUGUAUCCUGGAUUAACUACAAUGCAAUACUUUGUUGGGCAACCCACUCGUUCCAGUACGGGGGUGUCGCCUUCCCCAUUGGAGAUAAUGGCUUUGCGGUUUGGCGAAGUAGUCAAGGGAUUUCACAGAGGCAGUCUUCCUUUAGCCAAUUCGUUUGCACCAAUUCAAGAAAAAGAACGGGAAAAUUAUUUAAAGCCCAGCAUUAGGCCAGAGUCACAGUGUGAACCGCCACUGUUCUUCUCAAAGUCGUCGCUAGAUUAUCUGAAUUUACAAUUCACGAGCAAUGUACGAAGGAGUGGGGAAGGGAGUUUACCACAGUGCAAUAUGUGUGCUCUAAGUGGGUGCUGUAUUCAACACGCGAACGGGGAAUCCAGUGACCCAUGUGGAUCCAUUCACCGAACCAGACAACCAUGUGGGUGUACAGAAACAGUUCCGGUCGCAUCGGCCAGGAUGGAGGCUAAAGAUUAUAGCUUUCAGAUGAGCACCCCGUUGCUUCCUUAUCGUUACGGUACAGAAGCAUGCACACAUGCACCAACUGUCGAUCGUUAUCCGAACGAUGGCAGUAAUUUGGUCCUUUCCGGUCAACAUUCAGAUUCGUCGUCUCCUGUGUCCUAUUUGUCUCCCACUUCCACACAAAGAUGCCAUCCAGGUACGUGGAUAGAAGGCUGUGGACAGAAGUGUUCACCUCGCGUAUCGCGAAGACAUUCACAUUUGUCUGACAACCUACCAGCUACCCAGAAAAAUGCACUACAUAAUUCAACCAUACAGAGGAAAGGUGAUCAAGAGUCUUUUGAUACGUCUGGGCGCUGGCUUUCGUUAUCUCAACCGGAAGUACCUUCAUGUACACUAAAUUGGGCUCAGGAGGAAUGCACUGAAGUGUUCGGGAACUAUCCAACCACAGAGACAGUGCUGACCCAGUUGGAUGCAUCCAACAAACCUCCGUUCUCAUACAUUACCCUCAUCGUGUCCGCUAUGAGUUCGAAACCAUCGAAGCAAAUCACAUUGAGUGAGAUUUACGCAUGGAUCAUGUCCACAUUCUCGUACUAUCGUAAAAACACCAGAAGGUAA